This is a messenger RNA of Diaporthe batatas, 1553 nucleotides long. RefSeq lists its product as uncharacterized. Gene Ontology annotation, molecular function: metal ion binding. Bases 1 to 1491 code for a protein of 496 amino acids. The record is from RefSeq and is a predicted model, not a curated record. Lineage: Eukaryota; Fungi; Ascomycota; Sordariomycetes; Diaporthales; Diaporthaceae. The transcript is spliced from 2 exons.
AUGGACCUUGCCAACCCCGAGGCGUUCAAGGCCUGUUAUGCCCAAUUCAGAAAAUCUGAUACCGAUCGCGAUGUCCUCAUCACCCAGCUCCUCAGCAGCUAUGAGGAUCUGCAGAUCAGAUACCGCAAUGUUAUGGACCAGCUCCAAGACGAGAAGGAGACCGCUAGGAUUUGGCAGAGGGAAACCAGAGAUGCCCGCCGACAGCUCAGCCAGUCCAAGCUUGCUAAUGAAUCUCAACCUUUUGUUGUUAUGAUCAUUGAUGGCGACGGUGCCAAAUUUCGAGACGAGUAUUUCAGAAAUGGCGAUAAUGGCGGCGGCCAGGCAGCCCAGCAGCUGAGGACUCAGAUCAAGCUCCAGCUCCAGGAGAUCUACCCUGAUAACAGCACCGACAACUGGAACAUCUUGGUCUUCUUCUAUGCCAAUAUGGACGGCCUGGGCAAGGUACUUGCCGCCCGCCGCAUCCUUAAUACCUGGACCGAUCUACAGAAGUUCGCCUCCGGCUUUGGUCGAGCCAAUAGCCUCUUCUCCUUUGUUGAUGUGGGCUAUGGAAAGGAUAAGGCCGACCACAAGUGUCAGGCCAUGCUGAAGCAGAUGCUGCACACAACUUCAUGCCGCCAUGUCUUCUUCGGGCCCUGCCGUGAUAAUGGAUACCUAAACCUGCUGGAGGAGUACAAGCACGAUCCCAUCAAGAAGGAGAAGCUCACCCUGGUCGCAACUGAGCCUGCGGGGCCGGGGUUUGUCAGCCUCGGCUUCACCAUUGUCACUUUCCCCGGUGUCUUUCGAGCCGAACCUCUGGAUACCGCAGGCUCCCGACACCCACUGUCACCACUGUCACCAACUGGUCUUGAUAUAGGCAUUCAGCCAUUCCCACCUGCCCCAGGCCUGACUCCCGCCCCCGACCAGUAUGAUGUAUCAGAGGAGGUAUCCAACGGCUCAGCGCCAUCCACCUCGAACGGCAACGGAAGUGCGACCGGAAAUGCCAACGGUGCUGCGUCCACCUGGGCCGUGACUGCCAAGCUUAGUAAUGGUCCGAUCAUCGACAUCUACAGCAAGCAAAAGCCUCCGCCGAAGCUCAAGUACGCACUAUUCAACGCUUCCAACCUGCGGGUCGACGAGCGCCUCCCCGUGGCGGAUCCAACGGCAAUCAGGUCCCUCGAGAAUAAGGCCCGGGUCCAAGGUUCCAACUUCUGUAACCACUACCAUUUGAGCGGCAGGUGUGAAAAGGCCGAGAACUGCGAGUAUCAGCACGACGCAAAGCUUUCGUCUUCAGAGCGAUUAGCGCUGUGGCACAAGAGCCGUGGUAUCGUGUGCUCCGAUCAGCAGUGGUGUGACAGUCCGUAUUGCCUGAGUGGACACCAUUGCAAGAACAUCUACGACGGUCGACCUUGCCUCUGGGGUGCAAGAUGCUUUUUCAAGGAUACACAUGAGGCUGACGUCAAGGCAACUCUAAAGGUUUUUGAGGAUGGAACCCGCGAGAUCCUCGCGAUUUGACGGCAACCUAUAGGAAUAACUUGAGCUUCUGACAAGCGAUGUCUAUAGUGGGUUGAGACUUG